Molecule: messenger RNA, 303 nt
Organism: Vicia faba (fava bean)
Lineage: Eukaryota; Viridiplantae; Streptophyta; Magnoliopsida; Fabales; Fabaceae
Source: the annotation of a GenBank genome assembly
AUGAUAACAACAACAAGCAUUCAAAAAGUAUUCAAGCAAAUGUUCAUGAAACAAGAUGCACGGAAAGAAAGAAAAAAGAAACAUACCUGUCAGAAUUCGUCUGAUGUGACUUCGAUCGCGAUUCACGGACGCAAGAAAAUUAGGUUUGCAAGCUGGCUUGUAGUGGUGCAGAGGUCUGUAAUGGACAUCAGCUUUUUGGGCUUCAUUGAAGAUGUUUGGGUUGGUUUGGCCUUGAAGACAGGGCAGCAGCAAAGCUAUUUUAGGGAGCUGCUUCUGAAUGGUUGGACAGCAACAUGGUUUUAG